Aspergillus fumigatus Af293 is the source of this 3777-nucleotide messenger RNA. RefSeq lists its product as uncharacterized. Lineage: Eukaryota; Fungi; Ascomycota; Eurotiomycetes; Eurotiales; Aspergillaceae. The coding region runs from base 1 to 3777 and encodes 1258 amino acids. The transcript has 3 exons. The record is from RefSeq and is a predicted model, not a curated record.
AUGGACUUCAUGUUGACAGAUACCGAGCGGCAACUAGCCACAGAACGGCAGCUAAAAUACCAAGGUACAGCCAAAAUCAAUCUCACCGAAAUCUCUCUCCACCCAUCGGUUGAUCGGACGAUCGAUCAAAAGAACGUGGAGCGACUGUGUCAUAUAUUUCUUAAGGAUGGAUAUAUUAGCCAGGACCUACAGCAUGCUCUCGUGGACGAAUACGCGAAUGAAAGACACCCGACCGACGGAGAAGUGUACCGAAAAAUCCGACAGUAUCAGCAUGAGAGCAAUGCCCUCUUUCAAAACCGCUGGUGGUCGCGGCUAUCACCGAACAAAGCCAAGCGGCUACGACAGCUCUUUUCCCAAGAAAAUACCUUCAUUUGUGCAGGCUUCGACGCAUUACUGCCCAUCCCCGGGCUCUGGAAGGGAAUGAGCUUGGGCUCCUUGAAUAGCGUAUUCGCGCUGAAGUGCGAUGAAGAGAUCGUUCACUAUCUGCGAGUUAUUUGGACAUUCUGGGCGGCCCUUGCCAAUCAUGACCGCACCUGGAUGGCCCGUAUUGACACCCAUACGGUGGACGAGCUGCAGCUAUACGCCCCUCGAGCGUCCAAAGUUGAUUGGACGACCGUGAAGGGUAAAAUCCUCAGCGGAGAGGUCUUUUCGAACUUUAGUCGAUCCGAACGCGCCUCAAUAUGGGAGAAUCUACGGUCAAAAGAAGCUUGCGAUGGCAUCAUCCCCUCCCUUCAUACCUUUUUCCGCGACAUCUCAUACCUUGAACUCUGCGCCAAUGCCGUGAAGCGCUUGGUCGUUCUGAACAAGCAGCGUCCAACAGUCCGGAGUGCACUAGUCCACAGCUUUCGGCCCCGUCACGGUGACGGUGACUAUCUGGUCCAGACGUCGGAAACUACUUUUCGCCGACAACGGGGAUCUACUACUGAAUGUAUAACGUCCGGAUACCGUCAAAUCUGGAUGUAUGCAAUGCGACACUACCCGGACAUGGCCAAAGACGUCCAGUGCGGCCAUCCGAAGGCUAACCCUGCCAGAGCGAAGGCACGAGCAAAAGCAGACGAGAGCGUUAUUCAUGACAUGGCCGCCCUUGCACAGAAGCUGGGAUUUCGGACUCCGCAAAUCAAGGAAAUUUUGAAACAAUCACCCGACCGGCAGAUCGCGCGGGCCACCCUGCUCAAAGCUCGAAAGCCGGAUCGCUAUCAUUACGAUAGUGAAACGUUUGAAUCCCUUGUUGACCGUAUAGUCGGAUGUUUUGUACUCGCGAUCCCGAAUGAGAGCCAACCAACCAUGGCGCUCGUGACUGGCCAGGCGCCAAAGUUACACGACCGCUGUGGGACUCCGCAGGAACAAGCCCAGAAGCUGGACCGUCCACACCUCUUCAUGGACCGGUUACACGCCGAAACAGUACGCCAAAAGAACCUGUCAUCACUUGAGGUGAGACGGUGCGUUUACUAUGCCUUCUUCGGCAAACCAACUUCAGCAACAAGCACACAAAGCACCACGUUAGGGCAUUCAACCGGAAGCGAGCCUCUCUCACCUUUGUUCCUGCCAAAUGAUGACUCAGCUAUCGAAUCUGCGUCUGGCGAAGAAAUUACAUCACGGCGCAGCUUGGACAGGGGCUCAGUUUACGGCCGUCGUGACCGACCGGAGCGCCACAGAGAGCGACUACGCAACCGAGAAGAGAGACGACACCGACAGCAUGGAUGUGAACAACGUAGUCAACAAUCGGUAGUGCACACGCCAUCUCCACCCGGGGAUCCUUUGCCCCGAACCUCCACCGGCGAAGGAUCUGAUGUGAGCGAGCCUAUACGUAUGGACAUUUCUGAGAGCUCUGAUUCGGAAGACCUCGAGCCACAGCCAGGAAUACACACGUCAUCUGCACCCAGGGAGCCUUCGCCCCGAACAUCCAUCGGCGAAGGGUGUGAUGUGAGUGAGCGUGCAACUAUAGACAUUUCAGAGAGCUCUGACUCGGGAGAUCCUGAACCACAGCCAGGGGCACACACGUCAUCUCCAACCAGGGAGCCUUCGUCCCCAGCCUCCACCGGCGAAAGAUCUGACGUGAACGAGCCUAUACGUAUGGACAUUUUUGAGAGCUCUGACUCGGAAGAUCUUGGACCACAACCAGGGGUGCAGUCUGAUGUUGGAAUGAAAGAACGGGAGCGUACAGAGUCAGAUGAAGACGAGCUGGGUCGCGAAGAGCAGAAGAGAAGAGAACGAAAACCCCUUCUGAGAGGGGCGGAGGAGCAAGUUGAAAAUGAGCGGUUUGAGUGCAAAGUUGUGGAAACUGAGCAGGGGCUUUUGGUUCGCGAAGAGCUAUCAGAUGGAGAACGUCAAAGGGACGAUGCCAAAGAUGACGCUCAUGUAACGCAGCAAGAAGGGAACGAAAGAGCUACUGUCGCAAAGGCAUUAUUGGCCGAUCAUCAAGGACUUAGGACAGAAGAGGACCUAAUGGUGCCUGCAGCUACUGCAAAAGAGGUUGAGGAACUUCUUAAUGAGAUGCUCCAAGGAAAGUCAGGGUUGCGUGCUGCCAACGAAGACGCAAGUGUCCCAGAAGAACAAGUAAGUCUGGAAAGAGCCGACGCUCUCGCUCGGCUAGAAAGCAAGGCCGAAUCUAUCCCCUCUUCAGCUGGGUCCGGGGCAGAUCAUACGGCCUCUCGGCAUAUAACUGAACUCCCAGUCAACUUACUGAGCAUGGUUGCACAAUUGCGUGAGCGGAGUAGCCAGCAUGAUGAUGAGAGUGCACCACUGUCCCGCUCUGGCGAUCUGAAAACCAGUCAGCGACUGUCUAAACCAGCAGGAGUCCGAAAAUCUCGGAUAAAGGACAAGCCAACUCACCAAGACAUCCAUCGGCUUGGGGCUCGUGAUGGGGCUCUUACUGUCGAAUUAGAAGAUAUGGUUGAAGGCAGCAAUGAGAUCGUCUCUUCGGUCGGAGGACGUCUUAGCCCAGUACAUAGUGAAGGCACGACUGAGACAGCAGGCGCUGCUGAGCUAGGACCUUCUCGACAAGUCCAAGAAAGACACGUGGCAUCCCUACCGGGUCCAGAACAGGCCCACAAGGAGGCAGUUGAAAGGCGGGCAGCCGAAGAGUCACUGUUUGACGGCCCACUAACAGAAGAUCAGACGAUGGAAGAAGCUCAGGAGAACGAGCCUAUCGGAACGGCCGCUGUCCCAUCAAAACGUAAAAGGUCUUCGUCAUUAAGGCAUGAGCAAGACGCACAGAUCCGAGUACGGGAGAUCAAAGCAGUCAGAGAAUCGAAGAGAGUGAAACAAAGUCAGGUCGGAGAAAGCGGUACGCCCGGCGCAUCACAAGUCGAGUUAGCUUCCCCACUCAGAGCAGUCAAUCUGGAGGAACGGGUGUCGGAGGGACUAGAGUCGACCGCUUCGGGCCCUGGGAGCCACGAGCAGCCAGACAACAGGCCUGAGGUUCCCGCUCCCCUGGCCCCGGAAAGCAGGGAUGGAGAACUUCCUCACGAUGUGCCCCCUGGCCAGAGAGUUAGGUUAACCUUCCAUGCUUACGACUCAGGGAGGUGGACGACGACAGACACCGUAUCCGUGAGCCUCGAUAAUCCGACUGAAGCACAGAUCAUCGCGGACCGCUAUGCGCGAGAUCGGAGCAAGAACGCGCGCUUCUAUGAUGAGGGGUUGCGGAAGGUUGCCGCCGAUGAGUGCGUCCGCGCCGCAAUCGUUGAUGGUAGCUUCAAAAUUCUCAUGAGUUUUGGCAAAGACUUAGUGGUGACCCGCUUCCUUGUUGCAUCAGUGAAGCAACUGCUCCAGAAAUGA